AUGAAUGGGAUUGUUGAUGCUUUGGAAGCAAUGGCUCAAGCUUUGGAACAUCAGCCGAAUGUUGGUGAGAAUGAUGCGUCUCGCAAUUUGGCUAUCUUCCAAAGAGAGAAUCCACCUAUUUUCAAGGGAACUCAUGAUCCUGAUGGCGCAUUGACAUGGUUAAAGGAGAUUGAGAGAAUCUUCUGUGUGAUGGAUUGUACUCCAGAUCAGAAGGUUCGGGAGUUCUUGAGGAAGUACUUCCCUGAGGAUGUUCGUGGCAAGAAGGAAAUUGAAUUCCUUAAUUUGAGACAAGGGAAUAAGUCGGUUAUUGAGUAUGCUGCUAAGUUUGGUGAGUUGGCUAAGUUCUAUCAACAUUAUGAUGGACCAACUGGUGAAUUUUCAAAGUGCAUCAAGUUUGAAAACGGGUUGUGCCCAAAAAUAAAGAAGGUGAUUAGUUGCCAGAAGAGCCAACAAAGUCGUGGCAAGCCUUAUGAUGCUCAAGUUUGCAAGGGUAAGCAGAAAGCUACUGAGGGAAAGAGGACUAGUAGGGGAGAUGCUCGUGUUGGUAUUGUGUGCUUCAAGUGUGGCAAGGUUGGUCAUAAGAGUAAUGUGUGUACUGCUGAUGCCAUGAGGUAUAGCUACGAGGAAACCGUAGCUAAUUACCAGAUUUUCGUAGCAAAUCCUAGGCUUCAAAAGGAAGAAGAUGGAUGA
Molecule: messenger RNA, 690 nt
Organism: Vicia villosa (hairy vetch)
Lineage: Eukaryota; Viridiplantae; Streptophyta; Magnoliopsida; Fabales; Fabaceae
Exons: 3
Coding region: 1-690 (229 amino acids)
Molecular function (GO): nucleic acid binding; zinc ion binding
Source: RefSeq, a predicted model, not a curated record